This is a messenger RNA of Nelumbo nucifera (sacred lotus), 6123 nucleotides long. NCBI's taxonomy places the organism in Eukaryota, Viridiplantae, Streptophyta, Magnoliopsida, Proteales, Nelumbonaceae. The record is from RefSeq and is a predicted model, not a curated record.
CAGUCCUCUCUCUCUCUCUCUUAGUCCUCUCUCCCUUGCGCGCUCUCUCUCUUUGUCGAGCUCUCACUCUGAAGCUCUGCAGAACUCUACGAAAGUAAUAAGCAAAGUAGCAUACUUGAUGUUCACAUAAAGUCGCACAUCAGCAUUUGGCAAGUAUUUCUUUCACACAUCGGCGGAAUUUUAUUGAGGGUUGCGCACAUGGCUUAUUAGAAAGGGCAGCCCAGUGCACGAGGCUCCUGGCAAGCAAGGUUUGGCCCCGGAUCUAAGUCCACAAGCUCCAAGGCAUGUUCUAUAUGAAAGUCCACUAGUUAUUUGAAUUUUGAAAGGUAGUAAAAUUUUGUUAGGCUUCCAAAACAUGUGAUUCAAUGGUAGUAAAAUUUAUUAAUUUAUUACUAACCUUACCAAUGGAUAACCUUUUACCAUCCUUGUUUAUUUCAGUUUACUCCCAUCAAAUGGAUAAAAAGUGGAUAAGCGAUCAAUCAAGACAAAGUGAAGAAUACAUUAGAGGGGUUUCUAAUUUUCUCAAUUUUGCAUUUGAGAGGUCAUCUAAAGAUGGGAAAAUCUUGUGUCCUUGUCUCAAAUGCAUCAAUCUACGUUGGCAUAGUAGGGCAGAUGUUUCUAGUCAUCUAAUCUUUAAUGGCUUUUUCAAAGGUUAUGUUCAAUGGAUUUUUCAUGGAGAGAAUUCGAGUGCUUCUACUUAUACUAGUGGCCUUACAGAGCAAGAGGGCAGGUUUCAACAUGACAUACCUGGUUUAUUACAAUGCAUACAGUGGAUGAGGGUCGAGAUGUCAAUAUGGAAGGAGAGAGUGCACAGGAGAUCAUGGAAGAACAAGGUGUUCGACAACCUAGAGGGGGGAGCACUAUAGAUAGGUUUUAUGAGCUAAUGAAAUAUGUUGAACAAAAUCUCUACCCAGAUUGCACAAAGUACACAAAGUUGUCAUUCAUUGUGCAUUUGUACCACAUAAAAUGUCUUCAUGCAUGGAGCAACAAAUCAUUCUCUAUGUUGUUGGAGCUACUAAGAGAUGCAUUGACAGAUGGGAAUACCUUACCAGAGUCAUAUUAUGAUACAAAGAAGCUCAUCUCGGGUUUAGGUUUGGGGUAUGAAAAGAUCCAUGCUUGUCCUGGUGAUUGCAUGUUGUAUUGAAAGGAUAAGGCCAAUGACGAAUCAUGUUCUGAGUGUGGGCACUCAAGAUGGAAACCAACUACCGAAGAUGUAGAAUCUAAUGAACAGUCUACAACUGGAAAGAGAAAGAAGAUACAUGCAAAGAUCUUGCGUUGGUUUCCCCUAAAACCAAUAUUACAGACUUUUCAUGUCUUGCGAGACUGCUUCCUACAUGAGAUGGCAUGAGGAGGGUCGAACUAAGGAUGAACUCUUGAGGCAUCCUGCAGACUCCUUAGCUUGGAAAGAAUUUGAUUCUCGAUAUCCUGAUUUUUCCUUCGACCCUCGUAUUGUUCAUCUAGGAUUAGCUUUUGAUGGCUUUAAUCCAUUCAAGACUAUGAGCACUACUUAUAGCACAUGGCCUGUCAUAUUAAUCCCUUAUAAUUUUCCUCCAUGGAUGUGCAUGAAGCAGCCAUAUUUCAUACUCUCAUUGCUUGUUCCUGGUCCAAGAGGUCCUGCUAAUAAGAUGGAUGUAUAUAUGCAGCCUUUGAUAAAAGAAUUGGUAGAGAUGUGGGAAGUUGGGAUUGAGACUUUUGAUGCUUUCAUAAAGGAAAUCUGUCGAGUGCGUGCGACAGUGACGUGGACUAUAAAUGACUUUCCCGCAUGUCUGGAUGGAGUACUAAAGGAAAAUAUUCAUGCCCCUCUUGUGGUUUUGAAACUGCCUCUUUAUGGCUAAAUCAUAGCAAAAAAUAUUGUUACAUGUGCCAUCGUCGAUGGUUAGAGGAAAACCACAAGUUUAGAUACAAUAGCAAGGCUUUUGAUGGAACUGAAGAAUUGAGAAGUGCACCUAAGCCUCCUUCAGGUACUAUAGUGUUAAGGCAAUUGGAGAACCUUGGAUCCUCUAUUGGAGAUGCAAAUGCAGAUGGGCCACAACCAUGGAAGAAGAGCAUUUUGUUUACGUUGUCUUAUUGGGAACAUCACCUAUUGCGCCACAAUAUUGAUGUCAUGCAUAUAGAAAAAAAUGUUUGUGAUAAUAUUCUUGGCACGUUGUUGAAUCAGAAGAAGAAAACAAAGGAUAACUACAAAGCACGACUUGACCUUGAAGAUAUGGGCAUAAGAAGUGUACUUCAUCUAAAGACACGUCCUGGUAGUAAUACCAAAUUCUUGUCUAGAGCUUGUUAUCAAAUGACUUCAAAAGAGAAAGAAGAUUUUUUGAAAAUUCUCAAGAAUGUAAGAGCUCCUGAUGAAUAUUCUUGUAAUAUUUCACGUUGCAUGCAACUCAAACAACGCAAGAUCAUAGGCCUCAAAAGUUAUGAUUGUCAUGUUUUGAUGCAAGAGCUUCUUUCUAUAGCCAUAAAGGGGUCUUUGCCUAAUAAAGUGAGUUCAGUUAUAAUUGAAUUAUGUCGCUUUUUCAAGGAAAUUUGUUCAAAGGUUCUUAAUUUACAUGAUCUUGAGCGACUUGAAUCUCAGGUUGCUGUCACACUUUGCCAGAUGGAGAAGAUCUUCCCUCCAUCUUUUUUCACUGUUAUGGUACAUUUGAUAAUUCAUUUAGCUUCUGAGGCUAAAGUUGGUGGUCCGAUACAUUACCGAUGGAUGUAUCUUAUUGAGAGGUACCUUCUUACACUUAAAUCCUUUGUGUGUAAUAGAGCACAUCCAGAGGGUUCGAUCGCAGAGGGGUAUUUGGCACAUGAGUGCUUGAACUUUUGUUUACAAUACCUAUUGGGAGUUGAGACAAGGUUUAACAGACCUAGGCGAAUGAUGAACCCAAUUGUUAUUUAGAAGCAGAGACAUCUCUAUUACAUACUCCUGGAAGACCACUAGGUCAAAAGGGACGACGUGGUUUUAAUGUAAGAAAUCGAAAAAGGAUGCAACGUGUUGUCCUUGACAAAAAAACAUUGAUACAAGCACACUGAUAUGUGCUUUUCAAUUAUGACGUGAUUGCCCCAUUUCGAGAACAACAUGCUUUGGUUAUUAAGAGGCAAACUCGUGGACGUCACAUAUCACAGUAUGAAAUCGAGAAGAUUCAAAGUCAAUCUUUUCAUGAGUGGUUUCGUGAGAGGGUAAGCAUAAUUUUAGAUGAUGUGUUUUUCUACUUAGUUAUUACACUUUUAGGUAUAUACAUUAAUAAUUUAUAAAAUGUACUAGGUUGCAUGAAUGGAUGAACAAGGGAAUGAACAAGUUACUGAUGAAAUUAGAUGGUUAGCUCGUAGUCCAAUUGAAGUGGCAAGAAGAUACUCUGGCUAUAUCAUUAAUAGUUUCAGGUUUCACACAAAACAUCGUGAGAGGUUUUUGAAAAGCCAAAACAAUGGGGUUGUUGUGACUGUUAAGACUAUGAGUUAUGCUAGUGCACGGGACAGACGACCUAUUGAGGGUGAAAUCAAUUACUAUGGUGCAUUGACAAACAUUAUUCAAUUGAAUUAUUCAAGUAGAUAUAAGCUUGUGCUAUUUAAAUGUGAUUGGGUUGAUAUCAAUAGAGGUUGCAAGAAAGAUAGUUUUGGAUUCACACUUAUGAAUUUCAAUCAUUUAAAACACACGGGUAAUGAUGUCACUGAUGAUCCUUUUGUAUUGGCAUCACAAGUGAAAAAGGUGUUUUACGUUGAAGAUGAGAGUCAUAAGGAUUGGUUUGUGGUCAUGCAUGCUAAAGUUAGGGAUAUGUAUGAUAUGGGUGAUGAGUUAUGUGUUAACACAGAGCAACCGGUUGAACAAGUUGUAGAAGACACAUUUGAUGUUAUAAUCAAAAUGAGUGGAUUAGGAUGGAAGUUGAUGAUAAUGGUGAUGAUGAUGAACUAUGCAUCGCACCAAAUACAGAGGAUGAAUUAGAUGAAGGCAAUGAGACAGAGGAUGAUGGUGAAGAGAAUUUCUUUUAAUUAUGUCACAUUCCAUUAAAUGUUUUCACUACCAUGAUUUGGGAUUCCUUGUACUUGGCUUUACUAUAAAAGUGUUUUGGUUUAUAAUUAGAACUUGUAGUCGUUGUUUGAUGAUACUCAUACUUCUCAAAUUGCAUUUUGGUGUUUGACUAUUUCUACCGGGUUGAGUUAAAUAAAAAAACAAUGUUUUUUUUCCUCUUUUGAUUGGAAAAGCAUGUAUGGUUUAUUUGUAUCACAUUGACAUUUCAUUUCUAGUAUAUUCUUUCUUAGGUCAUUUCUGCUUUUAUAUCAUUACCUUAUCUUAUGUUUUGACAAAAAAAUUGAACUGAUGGGGAGUUGUUAUAAGCCCUUCUCAGUUAUCCUUCUCAGUUACACCUUACGGGUUAACUUGGGGAAACGCAAGAGAUUGAAUAUUGUCUCAUUGAGUUCCCACGAAAGAGAUGAAACUCAACCACAAGGGGGUGAGUCCAAUAAUGAGGGGCAAACUACCUAGGUUGAGCCCAACAAUGAGGGCCAAACCACCCAAGGUAGUGCACUAGUGGAUGCAUAUUCACAAAGGCGGCCAACUAAAGCUCAAUACAAGCCUCGAGGUCCCACACGUAUGUUAGAGGUGUGGGAUAUGACGGCGGAGGAGAAGAUUGUUGUUCAACUAGAUGAAAUGGGCCGACCAAUUGGUGAUGAGGGAAAAACUGGUACCAUGGUAAGAAGGGCCCAAUUUGCACCUAUCAACUAUAUAAAAUGGAAAGAUAUGCCCCGGACUUACAAAGAUGAUAUGUGGACAACUGUAGAUGUAUAAAAGUUGUUUAAGAUUAUCUCAUUUAUUUAAGUUUUGACACUCAUGAUGAUAAGUCUGAAUUCAGUGUCAUUGGUUAUAGUCAAAGUUUCAAUUUGUGCCUAGAUGCACUGAGCAAACAAAAAAGCUACUCCUACAAAUUAUAUCUGACAAGUGGAGGCAAUGGAAGAAUGAGAUAAAGGCAAAGGGGUAUGAUGAGAGUAAAACGGAAGAAGAAUGGCUGCUAAUGUUCCAGAUGAUCGGGUAGAUGGAAACUAAUAUCGUACACUGGUUCAUUAUUGGUGCUUUGAGGAGGGAAAGAGAGUUAGCCAAAUUAAUAAAAGUAAUCGAGCCAAGCUAGAAGACCUUCACUGCACUGGCACAAAAGGAUUCCCUAGGCUCAUUGAAGAGAAGACAAAAGAGGCCCACGGGGUGGCACCUACUCGUGCACAAAUUUAUAUAGAUAGUCGGACAUGCAGUGAUGGAAGCAUUGUCAAUGAAAAGGCAGCAGAGAUUAUUGCACCAUUCUAUACUCAUCACCAGAUGGCAAGAGCAUGCAUUUGUAGUGUACUUUGAGAAUAAAGCCAAAAACGGAGAUCUUGUGGGAUCAAUAUCAUGUCUCUAUACCUGGUGCUCUACUUGAUGACCUGCUAUAAAUUAUCUGAGGACUAUUUCAAAUAGGAAAAUUUGAAAAAGUGCUUAGAUGAUGAAAGCACUUCACAGAGUUCGCAAAUAUUACAGCAAGGAUCUUCUUGGAAGAAUGAUGUGCUUUCUCAUGUUAAAGGACCUGAUAAGAAAGGACGUGUUCGUUGUAUGGGAAAGAUUCUAACUUCUAAUGGUAGUGGAGCUUCAUCAUCUCAACAACACAAUCAACAUGAUCAAGUUUUGCAGGAAAAAGUUCAAAACUUAGAGGGUUUGGUGAAUGGUUUUAUAUCUAUAUUUCAGAGGCGAUUUCCUGAUGAGCAACUUAGUGAUAUCACGAGUCUUGUAAACCAUAACACAAAUAGAGAGAUGUCUCACCAAAUGGGCAUUGAAACUCUUCGACUUCAAGCCAUCAUCCUCAUGGAAAUCAAAGUAGAGAAAAAUCAACUUAAUGAAGAGGAACGCCUAUUGUUGCUUGAAAAAUCAAUUUCAAAGCCAUGAGCAUGCUUUUUGCUAGUUCUAGCAUAUUGGAGCAAAUAAGUUGGUGGUUUAUCCAACAGUUGCUUAGACGAUGCUAAAAACAUAUUUUCUGGUUUCAAUGAAAAUUUAGGUUUUUAUAAGUUUUUGCAUAUUUAGUUUUUUUUUUUUAUGUAUAGUUGUUCUUUCUAUGUUGGUCAUUUUGGUUGAACAGGAAUCUUGAGAAAACAUUCUUUAAUGUACAAGUGUUCUCUUUGUGUUGGACA